AUGAAUUUCACUGGAAAAGUCGUACUUAUCACUGGCGCGGCCAGUGGAAUCGGCAGAGCAACUGCCAUAAAGGCAGCGCAAGCCGGAGCUAAACUUGCUCUUGGAGACAUCAAUACCCUCGCUCUCGAGGAGACUCUAGAGCUCUGCAGACCAGCAUCAGAAACUCAUCAGGGUUCUAUGAUUUUGGCCUACGAUGUCAGCCUUGCCGAUAAGUGCAGCGAGUUUGUCAAAGCAGUUCUCCAUAAGUUCGGACGAAUCGACUGCGUUUUCAACUGCGCUGGUAUCAAUCCUUCCUCUAUCCCAGUUGAGGCGAUAACGAACGAAUACUGGGAUAAAUUGAUGAACACGAAUCUUCGCGGAACCUUCAACAUGACUCGGGCAUGCUUGCCCCAUAUGCAGGCUGGCUCGUCUCUGGUGAAUGUAUCAUCUGUCUGUGGUACCAACCCCGUCGCGAAUUUCUCGGUAUACUGCGCUGCAAAGUAUGCGGUUAUUGGAUUCUCAAAGAGUGUUGCUUUGGAGGUUGGUCACCGAGGUAUUCGUGUGAAUGUAGUGGCUCCUGGAUACACCGAUACCCCGACGAAUGUCUCUGUGCGGAGUGGAGCCGAAGCAAUGCAGCGCACAGCGGAAAAUGUGGGGAUGAAAAGGAUGGGAAAACCAGAUGAGAUUGCCGAUGCUGUUCUCUUUCUCUUUUCCGAGCAGAGUAGCUAUAUGAAUGGUGCGGUUGUUGAUGUGGAUGGAGGAAUUGGCAUGUUUGGGUAG
This is a messenger RNA of Penicillium cosmopolitanum, 759 nucleotides long. RefSeq names its product SDR family NAD(P)-dependent oxidoreductase. Gene Ontology annotation, molecular function: oxidoreductase activity. The record is from RefSeq and is a predicted model, not a curated record. Bases 1 to 759 code for a protein of 252 amino acids. The transcript has a single exon. NCBI's taxonomy places the organism in Eukaryota, Fungi, Ascomycota, Eurotiomycetes, Eurotiales, Aspergillaceae.